AUGAACCGUAAUGAAACCAUUUCCGCUUAUUUCGAUAAUAUUAUAAAUAUCACUGAUGAUAGCAAUGAUUAUUCUGAUAUUCAAUUAUGUAAUAAUUGCACAAUGACUGACUGUCCGAAGGGUUUCUAUUACAAUGAACAACUAGCGAAAUGUAUCGAUGUGGAUGAAUGCGUCUCCAAUAAACAUUUUUGUUCGCAGAAUUGUAUCAAUAAGCUAGGUGGUUAUGAAUGUGAAUGUUUUAACCCUUUGUAUAAACUGGCUGGAAAUGGUCAUCGAUGUUAUCGUACUGAUAAUGAACCUGUUCUAUUUUUCUUGGCUCAUUCUUAUAGUAUUUGGAACAUAACAUAUAAUGCAAAAUCUCAACUAAAAUUGGUGCCAAACUAUGGAAAGGAAAAAGUGGCCAUGUUCGAUUAUGAUUUCAAGGAAAAGAAAUUAUAUUAUGUGGAUCUAACAAGAAAUUCAAUUGAAUACGUAAAUGUAUUUGAUAGAAAUAAAGUACAUAUUGUACAAAAUCAUGAAGUUGAAGGUACAGAAGGAAUUGCUGUUGAUUGGGUGCAUAGAAAUUUAUAUACCUUACGUCAAAAGCGAUUACAUGUGCAACGUCUUGAUGGUCUUUAUAGAGCAUCACUUUAUAAUUCAUUCUUUCAUUUACCUCGAGCUUUAGUCGCUUAUCCAUCGACACGCGAAUUGUUUGCAACUGAUUGGGGUACAAAUCCAUUUAUAGUUCGACUUGCUAUGGAUGGUAGUGAAGCAAAGAAAAUCAUCACUGAAGAUUUAGUUUGGCCGAAUGCGUUAGCUAUCGACUACUUUGCAAAACGUAUUUAUUGGGCCGAUGCUUUCCGCGACGUUAUUGAAAUCGCAAAUUUGGAUGGAACGAGUCGGCGAAUUGUAAUCGGUGAUAGUCAAUUGGUACCACAUGUUUUUGCAUUGACGGUAUUUGAUGAUAAGAUCCUUUGGAGUGAUUGGACUCGUCGUGAAUUACUAUUUGCUGAUAAACUUACCGGCCAAAAUAUAACGAUGUUGUUGAGGACCGUACUGCCACCAUAUUCCCUCAAGGCGUAUCAUCCAGCUAUGCAAAUAGAAGCUUCUAAUCUUUGUGAAGCGACAACAUGCCAACAUAUUUGUGUACCGAAACUUGAUGGUUCAGGAUCGCAAUGUUUAUGUGCCGAAGGAUUUAUUAUGCAUGAAAGUGGUUUGUGUGAACCAAACUGUACAAAAUAUCAGUUGCUAUGUUCACGACCGGAUCAUAAGUGUCUCAAUUUAAUAUAUCGAUGUGAUGGAUUGUAUAACUGUGGAAAUGGAGACGAUGAAAUGGAAUGUCCAAUACCGAUUUGCAUGCAUGAUGAACGUAUGUUUCCAUGUCGUGAUAAUCGUAAAUGUAUUUUGCGAUCGCAACGAUGUGAUGGUUUCAUAGAUUGCGCUGAUGAAUCCGAUGAAAUGUACUGUGUCGAUUUAGCCAUAGGUUGGAGUCAUUGA
Messenger RNA from Cercopithifilaria johnstoni, 1476 nucleotides. The record is from the annotation of a GenBank genome assembly. Lineage: Eukaryota; Metazoa; Nematoda; Chromadorea; Rhabditida; Onchocercidae.